AUGCUAUUUAGUUGUAUACCAAUCAAUAGAACUGUAUUCCAUGCUAUUUCUUCCACUACCAAGAGAAAUGGCUUGAUAUAUUCAAGGCGUUUUAUUUCUAAUACUAAACAGUUAAUGAAUAAUGCAGCCAAAACUGAAGAAAAUAGAACGCAGCAAUUGGAUCCACGUCAUUUAGGUAUUGCUCAAGAGGUGUAUAUUCCAACACAAUGGUCUAAUAUGCCAAGCAUUUUUCUACACCCAAUUGUAUAUGCAAAAAGUAUAGUUAGAAGAAUUUACACCUUAGGUAUGAAUACUAUCCAAGUUGCCCUAUUUAGAUACCAAUCUGGCCUCAAACCAAACUUUGUUUUAUGGAAGAAUUCUGCUAUUGAAACAUAUAUUAAUGUUAAUAAAGCAUUUGCUAAAAAAGACAUAAUGUCGAUUAAACCAUCUGUAUCCAUUUGGGUUGAAGAAACUUUAAAGGAACGAGCCAAACAACUACCUAAAAAUGCUGUUUUGGAUUGGGAAUUAAAAAAAUUUAAUGAAGUUCCUAAAUUAAUUACUGUUCAGGCAUUGAUGAUUCCGGGCAGACCAUUAGAGUACUUGCAAAUUGUCUAUAAAUUUAACACCAAGCAGAGACUGAUCAAAUUUAAUAAGGAAAGCGGUAAAACUGAUACUCUAGAUAGAGACGUUAUUGAUUAUACUGGGUUUUUAAUUGAUGCAAACACCAAUGAUGUUAUUUUAUUGGGCACCGUAUUUGAGAGUAAACCUGACGCAAAACUGCCACAAAAUAAUGAUAAUGUUAAUAUAGCUAUAAAGAACAUGAAAAUUAACGGUGACAUUUACAGAUUACCACAACCCAUUGGAACAAUGGAUAGUAAGAAAAAAUAA
This is a messenger RNA of Saccharomycodes ludwigii, 867 nucleotides long. RefSeq names its product Mba1p (gene MBA1). Gene Ontology annotation, cellular component: mitochondrial inner membrane. Gene Ontology annotation, molecular function: ribosome binding. The transcript has a single exon. Gene Ontology annotation, biological process: protein insertion into mitochondrial inner membrane from matrix; inner mitochondrial membrane organization. Bases 1 to 867 code for a protein of 288 amino acids. The record is from RefSeq and is a predicted model, not a curated record. NCBI's taxonomy places the organism in Eukaryota, Fungi, Ascomycota, Saccharomycetes, Saccharomycodales, Saccharomycodaceae.